UGCCAUCCGAGAUUGACGAGGUUGUCAGAAAAUUGACUACUCUUAACCUUCCCGAUGUGGAGCAUACUCAAGUGGCGAUGAGAGCUUUGAUGAAUCCAUUGAUUUUGGCCAAAGUAUUCUGCUCUUUGGAUGUCAAAACGCUAAAGUCCGCGCGGCUCGUGUGCACCGUUUGGGGUGACGUGGGCACCACAUUUCUCGGGCGGCAGGGCCGCCUAACUUUCUUCUCAUCGCCAAAGUACUUCCUCAAUUACCGCAGCUACACCAAUCUUAACGAGUUGACCUCAUUCAACCACAACUUGGCCAAAAACGUGACAAUGAUUAUGAAGUGUGACUGCCCUGUGAUCUGUCAAUGUCCCCUUAAUCAAGUCGAAUUAUGCUGCCAUCUGCCUCCCAAGUUUGUCAUACUCCUCCCACAAAUUUUCGAUAAGUUGGAAACCCUCACGCUCUAUGUGGACAGGACGUACCAACCCGGCUGGCAUGAAUUGUGGAGGACUCAUCAGUUCCCAAACUUGACCCAGAUUUCCAUCAUGGUUCCAAAUAUUGAUCCCUAUCAUACCCUGGAGGACGUUGCACAACUGGACGUGCCUCAAUUUCUGUCCCUUCCGAGUCUUAAGGUGGAUAACACCGUCAUAGAUUUUUAAUCUCAAUCUACCCCUGUUCAAUGCAAAUUUCUAAAAUGGUAUCAAUUUCACGAGUUUUGAGAUAGAUACAACUUUUGAAGGAAAUUAUUAUUACAUGCAAAAAACGACUAGCGAAUUCAUUUUUGAGGAACUUCAUCGUGCCAAAUUAGUAAUUUAUGUUUUCAAAUCGAUUUUUGUAGUGCCAAAAAUUUACUUCAAAAAUUUGCAUUUUUCUCAAAUCUCUUGAACUUGAUGCCAUUUGUGAGACAUUUAUGUAAUAGGGGUAGAGUGAGAUUUAAAAUCCCUGCAACAUCAAAUCAUCCUUCUACGAAACCUUAAGGUUCUCUCUGUGAGGAUAUCAGCCGGCUAUAAAAACUACUUUACACAUGCCUUCUUAUCCCCCAUUUCCCAAGGGUUGCUCAACUGUGCCCCCAACUUGGAAAAAUUAGAGUUGAAGGCGAAUUUUUUCCCGGAUUUGACACCCUGUCGCAAACUUGGCGAGCUAAAGUUCGACUAUCAACAAUGUGAAGUUUCUCGUCCCUUCGAUAUCUCCGGGAUCACCAAGAUGUUAGAAAGUUGUCGUGAUUCUUUGAAAAAGUUGUGCCUGGAUUUUCAUGGGGCUCAUUAUGAUGAAGAGAUUAUGUUCCCCAAUUUUGACCUCCCCAACCUCACCUACCUGAAAGUACAUCCCCAAUCGUAUGAAAUUGAGGAAUCGCUCAACAUCACCAACCUUCCAAAACUGACCCAUUUCUCGCUAUUUUCUGGCGCAAACAUUUCCGUAAUGAUUCGAAAGUACCAUUUUUGCCACGCCGGAAUAACGUCGCUCAACUUGCAGUGCUCAUAUUAUCCCGAAGUUGACAACCAUUACGAACAAGACGAGGCCAAGUUAAUUAACCUGUUCCCUGCCGUGGAAGAAUUAAAGUUGAACCUGGCCAUAGUAGUGGACAAAGAUUACUUCUACUACGACUCUGGCUUCGUUGCGCACGAUGCAGAUUUUUUGCUUUUGACGGAAACCUUGCGAUCCUUGGGUGGAUGGGGGCUGGCAUGCAGAGCAGAUGUGGAAAUUGAGCUUAAAUGGUUAAGGGAGCGUUACUCAUAUAAAGAGUUGGACUCUGUCGGGGCUGCCAUUUUAGAAGGACUGAGGACAUGGAAAGGCCUGUCCAAUACGACUUUCAAAUUUGUUUACAACGGCGUACGCGGAUCGUUUAAACUCUUGGAUGGGAUACGUGCUGGUCUCCUGGCGUGUAGAUCAAUUAGUAGCGUCACUUUGGUGGGAUUUCAGAUGAGUGAGCAGGAUUCGAUCGAGUUUGGUGAAUUUAUUGAAGAAUAUAAUUUGCCAGUGAGAAUUCCACAACCUGAUUUUGAGUUUAGCGACGGGAUUCUACCAGAUUCGGGUUCGAAUUCGGUUUCAUCUAGCAGAAAACUAUCUGAUUCGGAUACAGUUGCUUCCAGCCUAAUGCAAUCAGAAUCGGAUCACAUUUUCCCCACCCGAAUGUUAUGGGGUUCGGAUUCGGACGAUUCGAAUCCAGAUUAAAAAGUGAAUAA
Messenger RNA from Folsomia candida, 2165 nucleotides. RefSeq lists its product as uncharacterized. The coding region runs from base 1186 to 2154 and encodes 322 amino acids. The transcript is spliced from 5 exons. NCBI's taxonomy places the organism in Eukaryota, Metazoa, Arthropoda, Collembola, Entomobryomorpha, Isotomidae. The record is from RefSeq and is a predicted model, not a curated record.